AUGUACGACAGUCCAGAUGAAGAUUUUGCUCAGUCCAAGGUGCAUCUUACUGCUAUGACGAUAUCUCAGAUUGCAAGGAUUUCGAUAAUGGUAUACGAUAUAGGAUUGAUAAGAAAGACCGGUGCCUUCGACCCAUCCCUUUUCACCCUUUUUGCGGUUAGAUUUGUCCCUAUGGCCUUUCUUAUCACGACAAUUCCGGCUGCCAUAGUGGAACGAGUAUUCGCUUCUUAUUAUAUCCGUGACUAUGAGAAUGCUAAGCGUGCUUGGAUUUCCUACUUAAUCAAUGGAAGCUCAUUUGUGAUCGCUGCUGCAUAUUAUCUGGUCUUACAAUCACUUGCUAUAGGUCUAUAUAUGACGGUGCUCCUGUUGUUUAUCACAUUGCUAAUUUUCGUGUUACCAGCCUUUGCAAUGAUGGUUGUUCAUCGUCGAGAUACAGCCAAACUACGAGAUCUCGAUAAUGAAUCUGGUAUCUCAAUACUAAAUUAUACGCUAAGCAUAAAAUUUCAACUGGAAGAGAAUGUUCGAGUGUCGAAGUUUGUCUUUAACGCUUCCAUCGGAUAUGCUAUGUGGGGAACGGUUGGUACGCUCAUGGGAGUCGUAACCUGGGCAAUCUUCAAAGAAGAACAUCCGAUUAGCCAACUUUUUGCUGCACUCAUCAAUAUCUAUAUAGCGCUGAGCUUUGCCAUUGCCGUUUGGCUAUCACUAGUAGCGAUUGGCAAGCCAAGGACACUAGCUAAGCUCUUCACAAAAUGCAUAUCCAUGCCUAUCAGCAUUUCAAGCAAUUGGAAUCUAUCUGGGCUCAGAAAAGGAAACCAUAGCGAGGAAAAUUCUACAAAGUGGACGUUUUCUCAUCAGCUAUACCGUCGAGAUGCGAACAAAUUUUGGUUCUACUAG
This is a messenger RNA of Cylicocyclus nassatus, 894 nucleotides long. The record is from the annotation of a GenBank genome assembly. NCBI's taxonomy places the organism in Eukaryota, Metazoa, Nematoda, Chromadorea, Rhabditida, Strongylidae.